This is a messenger RNA of Physeter macrocephalus (sperm whale), 1469 nucleotides long. It is a transcript of the gene AIDA, whose product is annotated as axin interactor, dorsalization associated. NCBI's taxonomy places the organism in Eukaryota, Metazoa, Chordata, Mammalia, Artiodactyla, Physeteridae. Gene Ontology annotation, cellular component: membrane. Gene Ontology annotation, molecular function: phosphatidylinositol binding. The transcript has 10 exons. The record is from RefSeq and is a predicted model, not a curated record. The coding region runs from base 176 to 1096 and encodes 306 amino acids. Gene Ontology annotation, biological process: determination of ventral identity.
GCAAAGUUUGGCUGUGGCGGCAAAUGGGCUUGGGCGGCUCCUUGGCGGGUGGUGGCGGUGGCCGUAGCGGUUCCUCUUGGCCCUGUUAAUGUCGGGGCCAGGCCCGGGGAGGAUGGCGCCCUAGAGCCCGGCCUUGCUGGGGUAGGGGCGGGAGGGGACGGGGUGGGGACCGGCCAUGUCGGAGGUGACCCGAAGUCUGCUGCAGCGCUGGGGCGCCAGUUUUAGGAGAGGCGCCGACUUCGACUCUUGGGGCCAGCUGGUGGAGGCGAUAGACGAGUAUCAGAUAUUAGCAAGACACCUACAAAAAGAGGCCCAAGCUCAACACAAUAAUUCUGAAUUCACAGAAGAACAAAAGAAAACCAUAGGCAAAAUUGCAACAUGCUUGGAAUUACGAAGUGCAGCUUUACAGUCCACACAGUCCCAAGAAGAAUUUAAACUGGAGGAUCUGAAGAAGCUAGAACCAAUCCUAAAGAAUAUUCUUACAUAUAAUAAAGAAUUCCCAUUUGAUGUUCAGCCUGUCCCCUUAAGAAGAAUUUUAGCACCUGGUGAAGAAGAGAAUUUGGAAUUUGAAGAAGAUGAAGAAGAGGGUGGUGCUGGAGCAGGGUCUCCUGAUGCCUUUCCUGCUAGAGUUCCCGGUACUUUAUUACCAAGGUUGCCAUCAGAACCAGGAAUGACAUUACUCACUAUCAGAAUUGAGAAAAUUGGCCUGAAAGACGCUGGGCAAUGCAUUGAUCCCUAUAUCACAGUUAGUGUAAAAGAUCUGAAUGGCAUAGAUUUAACUCCUGUGCAGGAUACUCCCGUGGCUUCAAGAAAAGAAGAUACGUAUGUUCAUUUUAAUGUGGACAUUGAGCUCCAGAAGCACGUUGAAAAAUUAACCAAAGGUGCAGCUAUUUUCUUUGAAUUCAAACACUACAAGCCUAAGAAAAGGUUUACCAGCACCAAGUGCUUUGCUUUCAUGGAGAUGGAUGAAAUUAAACCUGGGCCAAUUGUAAUAGAACUAUACAAGAAACCCACUGACUUUAAAAGAAAGAAAUUGCAAUUAUUGACCAAGAAACCACUUUAUCUUCAUCUGCAUCAAACUUUGCACAAGGAAUGAUCCUGACAUGAAUACCCUGGAACUUCUGUGAAUCUCACCACUCAGUAGAAACCAUCCUAGCUCUGUGUAGCACAUUCGCCCUUCAACAGGCAGGAAGCAAGCCGUACCCAGGCCAGCAGGCCAGAGUGAGUCCAUUUUACAAAGCUGGAGCACUGAAUUCAAAGUUCAGCACAUCACUGAUGUAAAAGACUCCUUUGGAUACAGGCUUAUUGUAGAUCUUGAAACAUUUUCGCUUUUCUAUUAAUUGUGCAAUGAAUAGCCUCUUUUCUAAUUUGCCACUGCUCCUGCCCUGCUUCCUGGAACGACACUGUUGUGGGUGGAAUGUGCUCACCUUCACACUUAAUACAGCAAUAAGAGUGUGCUAGAGUUUACA